Guillardia theta CCMP2712 is the source of this 303-nucleotide messenger RNA. RefSeq lists its product as hypothetical. The transcript has 4 exons. The coding region runs from base 1 to 303 and encodes 100 amino acids. NCBI's taxonomy places the organism in Eukaryota, Cryptophyceae, Pyrenomonadales, Geminigeraceae. The record is from RefSeq and is a predicted model, not a curated record.
AUGCUACGAGGAUUGGUGAUGCUGAACGGCGGCUUCUUGUCGGGCCCGCACGAGUCGAUCAUGGGAGGAGGAACACCGCUCUGCCCCUACGACAGCAAUGGCGUCUGCUACUCUGAUGGCACGGGUCGCGAUGAGAGCUGUAGUCGUGCUGCUGUGCUCAGCAUUGCUUGCAUGCCUUUGUGUCUGCUGCGCUCUGCACUGUCGUUGCCUUACUGUGAAUGCAACACUGGAAAGAUUCCAGCAACCAGGGACACUGGCAACGAGCUAGAGAAGGUCGAGCCUGAAGAUCUUCUGAUGGAAUAA